UCACAGCAGGGCAGGACAUCUACAACUUGGUUACAGUAUAUGAAAUCAGAACAGACUGACAACAAAUGGCCAAUACGGUAAAAUUUAGGACGCUGGCGACCGAUGGUGCGGAGAUGAAUAUCUAUGCCAGUUUUGAUGAUAUAAACAGUCACAAUGUCUGUAUAACAACAGACGACUCGGACAACACGAGAAACCAAACAUCUCAACAUACAGGAAGUGAGAAUGUAAGAAUGAGAAGUUACAGAUCAGUUACAGUGUGUUUGGUGCUGCUGUGUGUUCUUCUACUGACUGCAGUCAUAGUGCUGUGUGUCCUCAUCAAUACAAACAAUCAACAGUGUCACAUCAAGAGCAAAAACUUCAUAAAAGAAAGAGACCAACUACUAACCGAAUAUACCAACAUCACAGAAGAGAGAGACCAGCUACUAACUAAAUACACCAACAUCACAGAAGAGAGAGACCAGCUACUAACCAAAUAUACCAACAUCACAGAAGAGAGAGACCAGCUACUAACUAAAUACACCAACAUCACAAAUGGGAGAGAGGAGAUUCUAUUAAGGUUAAAAAACUUGACAACAGAAAAUGAGAGAUUAUUAACUAACAAUAACAACCUUAAUAACCAAAGAGAUCAGUUAACUCAGCAGAAAAAUACAAUGAUGGGGAUUCUAAAAGCAGACGGAUGGAAAGAAUAUCAAUCCAGUUUGUACUUCAUUUCAUCUGAGAAGAAGAGCUGGACUGAGAGCAGAAGAUACUGUACACAGAAAGGAGCAGAUUUGAUCAUCAUUAACAACAAAGAGGAACAAGAUUUCAUUAGGACGAUUUCCAGUACAGAAUAUUUCUGGAUUGGUUUGUCUGACAUUGAUCAGGAGGGCAGAUGGAAAUGGGUUGAUGGCAGCGCGCUGAUCUCCGUGAUCUCUGGCUUCUGGGCCUAUAGGGAACCCAAUGGAUAUAGAAGAGAGAACUGUGUUUUGUCUUAUUCAUCAGGGUGGUAUGAUUUUUCAUGUAGUGCUGCUCAAAAAUGGAUUUGUGAGAAAAACAUUUUAAAAUGAGCUGCUAAUAAUGUGAAAAAAGUUCAUUUAGAGAAUUGUGAACACCCAAGACAUUUCAUGCAUGAACACCAGGAUCAUCAGAUCAUAUUAGACAGACUAUCGGAGUAAAGUAAUAGUUUUUUGUGUUUUUUACACAUCUAAUAUUUUUUAAGUCAAAUAACAUUUUUGUUUUUUGAUGUCUGAUAGCUGAUUUGUCUCAAUUGAAUCAUGUAAAAAUUAGUGGAGUCAGCAGUCUCAGACAACAUCCAACUUUUUUAAAGUUACAAUUUUAUAUAUUUCUGUGAUUUUAAGGGCCUUUAACACCAUAACACCUUUCAUCAAUCGGUUGUUGAGGUCCUGAUUGAUCCAUACAUUUACAAACAUGACAAUUGUUAUCAUUGUAAUCAUGUACAUGUGAUAUAAUUUGUUAUACACUAUUGUUUUAUUGCUAAUAAACUGAG
Molecule: messenger RNA, 1486 nt
Organism: Paramisgurnus dabryanus
Lineage: Eukaryota; Metazoa; Chordata; Actinopteri; Cypriniformes; Cobitidae
Source: RefSeq, a predicted model, not a curated record